UGAGACCCUGGAUGUGACCAGCCCACCUGAUGGUUUAAAGGGGCGUGAAGGCGUGGGAAGGGAGUGGGACACUUCCAGGAUGAGUGAGCGACACGCGCAGGUUGGAAGCAGAGGCCUUUUACUCGUCAUGGUGCUUGUCAUCAGCCUCUGGGAUAGGUGCGAGGGCUCGACAGCAGCGCAGCAUGUUCCCACAGGCACCUGCGAGGUGGUCGCCUUGCAUCGCUGCUGCAACAAGAACAAAAUCGAGGAGCGCUCGCAAACCGUCAAGUGUUCCUGCUUUCCGGGCCAAGUGGCCGGCACCACCAGGGCCGCCCCCUCCUGCGUCGACGCGUCCAUAGUGGAGCAGAAGUGGUGGUGUCAGAUGCACCCGUGCCUUGACGGCGAGGAAUGCAAAGUCCUGCCCGAUCUGACGGGCUGGAGCUGCGCCACGGGGAACAAGAUCAAAACCACCAAGAUUUCCGCCGACAGAGAGCAACUUUGGUAACGGCGCGUACUUUGCCGGGGGACUCGAGGUGAAUCAAAGGAGAAGAGGAGCCGAUGCAAAGAACUUUUCUGUAAAUAGACUGCAGUGAGUCCUGGGAAAACCAUGAAUCAGUCCCUCGUGAACUACAACGGACAUCCAAAUAGAGGAGUAGAUUUAAAUAAGGGGACUCGUUUGAAAGAAGCCUGAGCGGACAACGGGAUUUGCUCUCUUGUACCAUUACUGCUUGUCGUGGAUUACAAUGGUGACCUUUGCCUAAAUGUUCGAUUCUAGAGUCACGCGUCCGUUAGGGGUUUCGUUUCUUCGGCCCGGGCAGUCGCCGACAAACCAAGUCGCUUCGAGGGGUUGACCGUGCCGAAAAAAAAAAAAAAAAAAACAACGUAGCGUAGCCGAGUAGCAGAUCUUCUGGGGGAUUUUCAAAGCCGUACACAAACACCAAGACGCGACUCCGGCCGAAACGUUUUGAUGUCAUUACACGACCCGUUUCCAUACAUUUCAAACUUAUCGGAGGGAUUUGCAUAAAAAUGCACCGUCACUGCAGCGAUGGCCGGAUCUGCUAUCUUGAUAACCAGCCAGCCCAAGCUUGCAGGAAGUACUUUUGCAGUUUUUGUCCUUGGGAAAUUCAU
Syngnathoides biaculeatus (alligator pipefish) is the source of this 1107-nucleotide messenger RNA. Its product is annotated as chemokine-like protein TAFA-2. Bases 80 to 484 code for a protein of 134 amino acids. The record is from RefSeq and is a predicted model, not a curated record. Gene Ontology annotation, molecular function: receptor ligand activity. NCBI's taxonomy places the organism in Eukaryota, Metazoa, Chordata, Actinopteri, Syngnathiformes, Syngnathidae. The transcript is spliced from 6 exons.